This is a messenger RNA of Thamnophis elegans (Western terrestrial garter snake), 1463 nucleotides long. Its product is annotated as tumor necrosis factor receptor superfamily member 6-like. The transcript has 11 exons. The record is from RefSeq and is a predicted model, not a curated record. Gene Ontology annotation, cellular component: membrane raft; CD95 death-inducing signaling complex; external side of plasma membrane. Gene Ontology annotation, molecular function: protein binding; tumor necrosis factor receptor activity. Gene Ontology annotation, biological process: regulation of stress-activated MAPK cascade; immune response; negative regulation of apoptotic process. Bases 1 to 1047 code for a protein of 348 amino acids. NCBI's taxonomy places the organism in Eukaryota, Metazoa, Chordata, Lepidosauria, Squamata, Natricidae.
AUGGCCAACUUACCAAAAGCAUUUUUAAGGAUGGAAAUGAGACAAAUGCAGAAAUCAAAUCCAGUAAAAUCUCCUUUCAACCUCACCAAUUCCAGCAGUGAGAAAACAGCUCGGAAGAUUCUUGAUUUAACCACUGGCAGAUCCUUAAACAAUAAUCCUUCUGUACUUGCAGUACAACUACAGCAAACUAAACAGAACUGUUCCAGUGAGCAAUAUGACACCAAUGGUAUCUGUUGUCCCCUUUGUAAGCCUGGUUCUGUUGUCAAAUCACCAGAUUGCACAAGGAAUCCUAAAGCCAAUUGCAAGCCUUGCACAGAGGGCGAAGAUUAUAUGGACAGUGACAAUUAUAUAACUAAAUGCCGACGAUGUAGUUUAUGUGACACAGUACACGGGAUGGAGACUGAAACAAAUUGUACCAUCACCCAGAAUGUAAAAUGUAGGUGUAGGAUUGGUUUCUUUUGCAAUUCAACUAAGCCUUGCCGCCACUGUGAGAAAUGUGAUGAGUGUAAAAGUGGCAUCAUUGCAAAAGAGUGCACCCGAACACAAAACACGGUUUGUGGGGAAAAACAAGAUAACACAAAAGGUGAUUUGUGGUGGCUUUGCUUAAUUCUGCCUUUUGUUGCAUUGACUGUGGGAUCGAUUUUAUAUUGGUACUAUCGUGCAAGGUGCAGAGGUCAAAUGAGGCUAAAUAUUCCAAAUCAAAAUGGCCAUAACCAUGAAUCACAUGUCCAGAUGAUAAUCAAGUAUCCAGAUAUGAACCUGAAGCCUUUCAUUCCUGAAAUUGUAUGUGAUAUGGAAGUGAACCAAGUUAAAAAGCUUGUUCGGAAAUUGGGUAUUAGUACGCCUCAGAUUGAUGGGAUCAUCUAUGAUAAUUUGUACGAUUCUUCUGAACAAAAAAUAAAACUACUGGAACAUUGGCACCAAACGCACGGGCUAAAAGGUUCUUGUCAGACUUUAAUCACCAGUCUGAGAGAACUUAAAUUUAAUGAUGCGGCUGAUAAAGUUACUCAAAUAAUUGAGAAAGAGUGCAGCCACCCAGAAGAUUAAAAGAGAUUGGAUUGACAUGGCAUAUUUCGGCAUGCAUAACAUCAGUAACAAGACUAGUUGAUACAGCAAUGUUCCUGAUAAGCGUCCUUCAAAAACUACACUAAUACUACCUCAGGAGUUCUUUGCCAAGUGCAGUAUCGCUGCUUUACAUAAGAACAUAAGACAUUACACAAUUCAUGAAGGACUCCUUCGAAGUAUGACGUGGUGUUUGGGCAAACAAAACAACCACCAAUUAUAAUUUUUAUCUGGAUGCACAUUGAUCACGUUUCAGCAGGUGGCAGCAUCUGAUUACAGUAUCAAGUCUGGGUUCAGAAUCUACGUACAAAGAUAGAAGAUCUCCAAUGAUAUAGACCAGGGGUCUCCAUUCUUGGCAACUUUAACAGAUUAACAGAGUUGGAAGGGAUCUUGUAGGUCAU